Messenger RNA from Phlebotomus argentipes, 1106 nucleotides. RefSeq names its product COP9 signalosome complex subunit 5 (gene CSN5). Gene Ontology annotation, cellular component: cytoplasm; COP9 signalosome. Bases 87 to 1106 code for a protein of 339 amino acids. Gene Ontology annotation, biological process: protein deneddylation. The record is from RefSeq and is a predicted model, not a curated record. NCBI's taxonomy places the organism in Eukaryota, Metazoa, Arthropoda, Insecta, Diptera, Psychodidae. Gene Ontology annotation, molecular function: deNEDDylase activity; protein binding; metallopeptidase activity. The transcript has 4 exons.
UCGCGGCAAUUCGAUGAACUCAACUGUCAAGCAUCAGUGUUGAAUUUGGUCGUGCCUCUCUGAUUGAAAAUUUCGCAAAAAUAGCCAUGGCAGGACGAAGCAGCGAUGUGGAAAUGGCCCAGAAGACGUGGGAGUUGGAGAACAACAUCGAAACACUGCCGGCAUGUGAUGAAAUCUUCAAAUACGACGCUCAACAGCAGCAACAAAUUCAGGCUGCUCGUCCAUGGGACAAAGAUCCCCACUUCUUUAAGGACAUCAAGAUCUCAGCUCUGGCGCUCCUCAAGAUGGUCAUGCACGCCAGGUCAGGAGGAACUCUGGAAGUUAUGGGCCUUCUUUUGGGAAAAGUCGAAGAGAACACAAUGAUCGUCAUGGAUGCCUUUGCACUUCCGGUGGAAGGAACAGAGACCCGUGUGAAUGCUCAAUCGCAGGCUUAUGAGUACAUGACGGCAUACAUCGAGUCGGCUAAAGAAGUGGGACGCCUUGAGAAUGCCAUUGGAUGGUAUCACAGUCAUCCAGGCUACGGUUGCUGGCUGUCCGGCAUCGAUGUGUCCACACAGAUGCUGAAUCAGAACUUCCAGGAGCCUUUUGUUGCCAUUGUGAUCGAUCACGUGAAGACAAUUUCAGCCGGAAAAGUCUGCCUAGGUGCUUUCCGGACGUAUCCGAAGGGAUACAAGCCGCCGAAUGAGGAACCUUCGGAGUAUCAAACGAUCCCACUGAACAAGAUCGAGGACUUUGGCGUGCACUGCAAGCAAUAUUACUCUCUGGAAGUAAGCUAUUUCAAGUCGGCGCUGGACAGGAAGUUGCUGGAUUCUCUGUGGAACAAGUACUGGGUGAACACGCUCGGCAGCUCAGGUCUGCUUAGCAAUUCUGACUACACGACUGGCCAGAUCUUCGAUUUGUCCGAGAAGUUGGAGCAGAGCGAGGCGAGUCUUGGCAGAAGUCCAUUCGUCGUCACGGGAUCUGAUCCGCACGAGAAGCGCACGGAGGACAGACUGUCUAAAGCAACGCGCGACUGCAGUCGAUCGUCCAUUGAGCUCAUCCACGGACUGAUGGCGCAAAUAGCCAAAGAUAAGCUCUUCAACACGGUGGGAGUGAAGCAGAAAUAA